GAUUCAUUCUAACACUUAAAACUUGAAAACAGUGGACCACACAAAGUCUUACUGAUUGCAGGGAAGAACAAUCAUUGAAGAUGUCCAGCAAAACAGCAAGCACCAACAACAUAGUCCAGGCAAGGAGAACUGUGCAACAGCUAAGGUUGGAAGCUUCCAUCGAAAGAAUAAAGGUCUCAAAGGCAUCCGCGGACCUCAUGUCCUACUGUGAGGAGCACGCCAGGAGCGACCCUCUGCUGAUAGGCAUACCAACCUCAGAAAACCCCUUCAAGGAUAAAAAAACAUGCAUCAUCCUAUAGUGGAACAGUGAUACAGCUCCUCGUCUCUUCUCAACACAGCAAAACUACAAGCAGCUCCUCCGAGAGCUUUGCCUUCAGCUUAUCUGGUAACCACUGCUAAUAACUAAAACACUCUUCACUUGGACUCGUGGACUCUGAAGUCUUCAUCUUCCAAGUUGCCCUGUCUUUAAAAUACCCUUUACUGAUUUAAUACAGAAUAACAAUCUUGUUUUCCAUUUGAUGACUAUGGUAUUAUAUUGGGUUGCUGUAUUAGGAAAGCUGGUAUGGGCCUUUUAAAAAACACAUCUGCAUACUUUAAAUAUAUAAUUGAUUCAGAUAUGUCAAAACCUAAAUUGCCUAAGUAUCAAUCAAAU
This is a messenger RNA of Castor canadensis (American beaver), 652 nucleotides long. Lineage: Eukaryota; Metazoa; Chordata; Mammalia; Rodentia; Castoridae. The record is from RefSeq and is a predicted model, not a curated record.